Molecule: messenger RNA, 6218 nt
Organism: Odontomachus brunneus
Lineage: Eukaryota; Metazoa; Arthropoda; Insecta; Hymenoptera; Formicidae
Gene: Dp1
Product: vigilin
Exons: 23
Coding region: 192-3911 (1239 amino acids)
Cellular component (GO): cytoplasm; nucleus
Molecular function (GO): mRNA binding
Source: RefSeq, a predicted model, not a curated record
GUAUCCUCUAGAUCGCUGGUAACUUUUCGCCGUCCGAGGGCACUCCGUCUCGUUCAGUCUCAUUUCACUUUGCGUUACCGGCAAACCAUUGUUAAACUGGCUACGUAAUACGCGUUUAUUACUGGGCCGGAUUUCUUUUAUUACGGUAGAUGCUACUGUAAGGACUUGGCACGAAACAGGACAACCCCAAAAUGCAGCAGCAGUCAGUAAUGGAAGAGGGAACGGCCUAUGAGCCACCUACUUAUGAUGAGACAUUCCCUGUCCUCCCAGAAUCAGCUAGCUCCAGCUCUGGACAAUUAAACAUAUUUUCUAUAAACAACAACUUACAUCUUGGACGUAUAAAUAUUACCCAGAUGUUCCGUGUACCAGGAGAAGAGCGCAAGUUUGAUCAUAGUGAUAAAUUUGGAGAACGUGAAUCUAUUCGUACAUGUAAAACUAUUAUGAAGGAGACAAAUACUAUUAUCGAGAUUGCAUCUUCUAAAGAUCAAUCUCUGACAUUUCUUAUAACUGGGAAGCAAAAUCAAGUUCUAGAAGCUAAACGACGCAUUUUAACAACAUUUCAAACCCAGGCAAGUAAGCAGAUUAGUAUUCCCAAGGAUCAUCAUCGUUGGAUCCUUGGAAAGCAAGGGCAGAGAUUGAAAGAUUUGGAGCAGAAGACUGCUACAAAGAUUAAUGUCCCUGGUAUGCAAGAUCAAUCAGACACAAUAACGAUUACAGGAACAAAAGAAGGCAUUGAAAAAGCUGAACAUGAAAUUAGAGUUAUCUCUGAUGAACAGUCUAGGAAAGCUUUCGAAAGAAUCACUGUGCCAAAAAUAUACCAUCCAUUUAUUUAUGGUGCGCAUAAUGAAAAUCUCAAUGCCAUGAUGGCAGAAACUGGUGCUCGCAUCAAUAUCCCUCCUGCAUCAGUGCAGCAAGAUGAAAUUACCAUAGCUGGUGAGAAAGAAGGAGUUUUAGCUGCAAAGCAAAAGAUUGAAGCCAUUUACAAAGACAUGGAAAAAAGGUGUACUACCGUAUCUGUAGAAGUCCCCAAAUCUCAACAUAAAUAUGUAAUUGGACCUCGUGGCAGUACUAUAGCAGAAAUAUUGCAAACAACUGGAGUGAGUGUUGAAAUGCCUGCACCUGAUUCAGCAACUGGUACUAUAACUCUUAGAGGACCGCAAGAAAAACUUGGUCAAGCUCUUAAUAAAGUAUAUGAAAAGGCAAACAGUGUUCGUACUGCUGUGGUAGAAGCUCCAGUUUGGAUACAUAAAUAUAUUAUUGGACGCAAGGGUGUAAACAUCAAGAGAAUCACUCAGGAAAUGCCAAAAGUAAAUGUAGAGUUUACAGGCAAGGAAGAUAAAAUUAAGAUAGAAGGCCCACCUGAGGAAGUAGAGAAAGCACAAAACGAAUUGCAACUUAUGGCUAGUGAUCUUAUAGCCAAGCUUACUUUCACAGAAUUAAAUGUCGAUCCAAGAUUCUAUAAGCAUAUCAUUGGUAAAAAUGGUUGCAAUGUCAACCGUGUUAAAGAAGGUACAGGUGUUGUGAUUAAUAUUUCUGAGAAUGAUGGCAGCAAUGUUAUCCGUAUUGAAGGCAAUCUUGCUGGUGUAUUAAAAGCUCAAACAGAACUUGUUGAAAUGGUGAAGAAGCUUGAAAAUGAGAAAGAAAAGGACGUGAUUAUAGAUCACAGAUAUUACCGUAAUAUAAUCGGUAACAAGGGAGAUAAUAUUAAAGAGAUUAGAGAUAAAUUUAAUCAAGUACAAAUUACUAUACCUGGACCUGGUGAAAAAGGAGAUAUAGUAAAGAUUAGAGGACCCAAAGAAGAUGUUGACAAGUGCCAUAAGCAUCUAAUGAAACUGGUGAAAGAAUUAAAUGAAAGCAAUCAUGUGCUGGAAGUACCUAUUUUUAAGCAAUUUCAUAAAUUUGUUAUUGGGAAAGGCGGUGUUAACAUCCGUAAGAUAAGGGAAGAAACUCAAACAAAAAUCGAUUUGCCUGCUGAGGGUGAGAAGAGUGAUGUUAUAACUAUCACUGGUAAAAAGGAAAAUGUAGAGAAAGCUAAAGAAAUGAUACAAAAAAUUCAAAAUGAACUGGCCAACAUUGUUACCGAUGAGAUUACUAUUCCACCAAAGUUUUACAAUUCACUGAUUGGUACUGGAGGUAAACUCAUACAUUCUAUCAUGGAAGAUUGCGGUGGCGUCACUAUCAAAUUCCCUACAGCAGAAAGUAAAAGUGACAAGGUUAGUAUCAGAGGUCCGAAAGACGACGUCGAGAAGGCAAAAGUGCAACUUAUGGAACUAACUACUGAAAAGCAAUUGUCCAGUUUCUCAGCCGAAGUCCGUGCCAAAGUUCAACAUCACAAAUUCCUCAUUGGAAAGAAUGGUGCUAAUAUCAAGAAGAUAAGAGAAUCCACGGGCGCACGAAUUAUCUUCCCUACAGAGGAAGAUCAAGAUAAAGAAAUCAUCACAAUUAUAGGCAAGAAAGAAGCGGUUGAGAAGGCUAAAGCCGAGUUAGAAGCUACGAUCAAAGAAAUUGACAACAUUACCGAAGGUGAAAUCCGCAUUGAUCCCAAGCAUCAUAGACAUUUCGUAGCGCGAAGAGGUGGCGUACUGCAUCGAAUUGCUGAUGAGUGUGGUGGUGUACAGAUUUCAUUCCCGCGGGCUGGCGUCGAUAGCGAUCGUGUUAUUCUGAAAGGUUCGCACGAAUGCAUAGAAGCUGCGAAACAACGAAUGCGAGAGAUUGUUCAGGAAUUGGAAUCGAUGGUGACGGUGGAGUGUAUAAUACCGCAGAAACACCAUCGCACGGUGAUGGGUGCCAAGGGACGCAAAGUGCAAAGCAUAACAUCCGAAUAUGAGGUGCAAGUCAAAUUUCCCGAUCGUGAUGUGUACGACGAGCAAAAAACACCGGAUCAAAUUAAUGGCGAAAACAGAGAAGCUGGAGAAACAGUCCCAGCUUGCGAUAUAAUUCGCAUUACUGGACAACCAGAGAACGUUGCUGCUGCCAAGCAAGCUUUACUUGAUCUCGUGCCUGUUACGAUUCAAGUAGACGUACCAUUUGAUUUCCAUCGCUCGAUAAUCGGGCAGAAAGGUAAAGAUGUGCGAGAGUUGAUGAAUACGUACGAUGUACACAUUAUGCUCUCUCCGGCGGAAGAAAAACUGGACUACAUCAAAAUCUCUGGAACACCGUCGUGUGUUCAAAGUGCGAAGGAAGCUAUUCUUGAAAAAUGUGAAGCAUUGAAGGCCGAACGACAAGAUCGAGCAUUAAAGUCAUUUGAACUGAAGCUCGAAGUCGAUCCAGAGUAUCACCCGAAAAUAAUCGGCCGAAAGGGAACCGUAAUCAGCAAAAUACGAAGUGAUCAUGAUGUCCAAAUUAAUUUCCCGCGCAAGGGUGAUCUCGAAGAGCAUAUUAUCACGAUAACAGGGUACGAAAAGAAUGCAUAUAACGCACGGGACGAUAUCAUGAAGAUCGUUAACGAAUUGAACGGUUUGACGAAGGAAGAAGUGCACAUAAACGCUGCCGUGCAUUCGCGAUUGAUCGGUGCGAAAGGUAGAAAUAUCCGCAAGAUAAUGGAUGAAUUUAAAGUUGACAUAAAGUUUCCGAGAAAAACUGAUGUCGAUCCCAAUGUUGUGACGAUCGUGGGAGCGGAGGAGAACGUAGCCGAUGCCAAGGAUCGUUUGCUGAAUCUAGAGGAGGAGUAUAUGCAAGAUGUGGUGGAGAACGAGUACCGCGAAAGUUUGCGCUCGCCUCAGCGUGACGACGGGAUGGUCGGUGGCGGUGAGAACGACGCCGGCUUCAUUGUAAAAGGAGGACCAUGGGAGCAGCAACAGCAGCCUCAAAGCGCACCGAACACAGCUAGCGUGGAGGAAUUCCCUCAGUUUGCCGGUUACUCUCACGUACCUAUUGCUACUCCGGAGGGUCCGUGGGGAGUUAAGCGUUAAAAUGUAGAUCUAAAUCCGUUAGAAAAAGUCGAUGGAACGAAUCGAUGGUUAAACUAACGAUAUAAAAUAACUUUCCUCUGACAAACGAUAUAUAAAACGCUACAUACGCAUGAACAUACACACAUACGGAUGCACACACACACACACGUACACAUACAACUCAUACAUGCAUACGCACUUGUGUUGGGUGGUUCCCUGUUCCAUUACUGACGUUGCUGCAUACGACCUGGCCACUCUAUUGGACUCUGACACUGGUUUACUACACAACGUUUGACAAUGAUGUUCAUAUUUACAAUCCAUAAUACCGAUGUCCUAUGUAUCUGUAACUGCAACGCAUGUUCCAAGUUCAUCGCCAUGUCCCUGCGACCAAUGGGUCGCGCGUGAUUCUCGUGCACUCUCGACUCGAUCUCGUGGCUUUUAUCUCUGUCGAUAUGCCUUCCAGGUACAGAUAUGUUGUACUUAAGACUGUGGCUUCGUGGGAAAUAAUCGGAACGCUUUCUGCAGAAAAGGACCAAACCCACAAAAAUCGCAAAAUAAAGCCGACCGCAUGUUCUUUGUCGUAAAAUGCAAAUUGACUGUAUUCCUUAUAUUCUCAAUUUGUCUUCUACAAUAAGGGGUGAAUUUGUAUGCGUUGGUUUCUUUCCUGCAGAAUCCAACCAAUUUAUUCGUGUAUUAUAUAUACUUUCACAGAUAAUCUCUGUCCCGCGUAUAGACUGCAAACGGUCAUACGUAUUUCGUUGGACUUAGCAUAAUAAUUUGUUAAUUUAUUUAUAUCUUUUUGUACAUAUAUCGCAUUUUCUCGUUGCGUUGUGCCACUAGUGAGAGGUGGUUUUCAAAACUACAUCACGAUUGUUGAAAUUUGUACUGUAAAAUCUUCGCGAAUCAAAAAAAGAAAGGAAAGAAGGGAUAAAAACAACGUAGAGGCUUUCUAAGAAGAAGUUUGUUCCUAGAAUUUAACGUAACUUUUUAUUACGUUAACUAGAGUUAUUCUACGCACUCAGUUUACGUCUCUAAAGGUUCAGUGUGACGUAAGUGAGAAAUCUGUCGGCGUAUCAAACGCAUAUUCAUCAUCGAGUGACAGAUUUGCAAUCGGGGAUUGAAAUCUAUAUAAUUUCUGUGAGCGAGAUGAAUUUUCAAUGCUCGGUAGAGAUGAGAAGAUGUAUCUUGUAUUGCUUGCCGUAAAUUUUCAUUGUUGCGAACAAACACUAGAGAUCGUUCUCUCGUUCAUCUUUAGCAUCGUAAUUUGAGCUGACCGAAAUUAUACUAUUUUUAAUCCUUCCCUGCAAUCAUCAGUUGUAUGUAUCAGCAAGGAACGCAAUAUUUAGGAGGCCUUGAUACUUCCGCGCCGUUUAAGACUCACUAAGCAUUAUAAGAAGAUCGGCACUGUGCAGAGAAUCGUGAAAUUAUCUCGGUGUUACACGAGUAGUGAACGAUACACGAAUUCCUUUCGAUAGCCGGCUUUAUUUAUUUGUCCUGUUUUACAAUUUCGUAUAAAGUUUUAAUGUGCAAAUCCUUACACAUUCUACUGUUUAUGAGGCCAACUAGCUAAGAAAAAGAUAUUCAGUUCAAGUGCCUUGUCUAUUUUCUUCGAGACAGCUCAUUUCAAUUGUUGGAGGAAUGUGAAUAAUUAUACAUAUAAAUAAAUUAUCCGGGAUAUCCAAGAAUUAACAGUUGAUAUUUUUAGGAUGGAUUCUUCAACAAGAUCAAAGCUCUCUUUUUCAUUCUAGCAGAAAUAUCAGAGGUCGUUUCUGUGUUGAAGUUGUCCAUAUUUCGAUAUUAAAUGCUUUGUGAUAAACAAAUCUUGAAAUGGUCUUUUUAGAGUUUGUCUUGACAUUUUAGAAAUUUUUUUCCUGAAGAAUCUUAUAUUUUUAAUAUGUUUCGAAGUUUGAUAGCGUUUAUUAAUACUUUGAUAUUUUUGUUGUAGCAGUAAUCUAUUUCAAAUUGAGAGAAAAUUACCCGUCCUUAGAAUAUCAUCUGAUAGUUUUAGUACAUCCUGUAUAUAUACACAUCACAUGUAAACACAUAUAUGAAUACAGAUAAUAACUAUUCUAUACAAUUAAUAUAUGUAAUAGGUAAUAUACAUAGAGGUACCUUGGGUACACAAUGAUAUAUAUACUAUAUUGCGAUUUAAAUAAUAGGAGAUUAUCAUGUAUACAGAAAUUCACUUAUAUUUUUUAGAUUUACAGUAAUUUUUAUAAAUCUACUUGGUACGGCGACCUAUGUGUCAUCUCCAAUGCAUGGUAAAUAUAAGAGAGCCAGAAUUAGUAAAUUUUAAUAUGCUUAGUUUUGGCUAAGAAUUUGAUAGAU